Dictyostelium discoideum AX4 is the source of this 1944-nucleotide messenger RNA. It is a transcript of the gene asnB, whose product is annotated as asparagine synthetase. The transcript has a single exon. Gene Ontology annotation, biological process: L-asparagine biosynthetic process; L-glutamine metabolic process. Gene Ontology annotation, molecular function: asparagine synthase (glutamine-hydrolyzing) activity. Bases 1 to 1944 code for a protein of 647 amino acids. The record is from RefSeq and is a predicted model, not a curated record. Lineage: Eukaryota; Evosea; Eumycetozoa; Dictyosteliales; Dictyosteliaceae.
AUGUGUGGAAUUAGUGGUUGGGUAGAUUGGUCAAAUAAAAAUGAUUUAUUAAAAGAAGUUGCAAUAAUUCAAAGAAUGAAUCAAAGUGUUUAUCAUAGAGGACCAGAGGAAGGUGGAAUUUGGAAAUCAAGUGAUGCAUUAUUUGGACAUCGUAGAUUAUGUGUUAUUGAUGCAGCAGGUGGUAAACAACCAAUGAUUUUUAAAAAAGGUGAUAAAUCAAUUGUAUUAUGUUUUAAUGGGGAAUUAUAUAAUUUUCAAGAUUUAAGAAAUGAAUUAAUUUCUUUGGGUAAUCAAUUUAAAAGUCAUUCUGAUACUGAAGUAAUUCUAAUGUCAUAUAUUCAAUGGGGUGAACAAUGUGUUAAAAAGUUUAACGGAAUGUUUGCAGUUGCAAUCUUUGAUGAAGAAAACCAAAAAUUAUUCCUUGCAAGAGAUCAUCUUGGUGUUAAACCAUUAUUCUAUUGUACUAGAGGUGAUUCCAUUCUUUUUGGUUCAGAAAUGAAAGUUUUACUAGCAAAUAAUAAAUUGGUUAAAGCAGAAGUUGAUAAAGAUGGUAUUGCUCAAUUAUUUUAUUUGGGUGCAUUUCGUACACCAGAUAUUGGUUGUAUAUUUAAAGAUAUACAUGAAGUAUCACCUGGACAUUCAAUUACAUUUAAUAAAUCAUUAAAUAAUAAUAAUAAUAAUAAUAAUAAUAAUAAUAAUAAUAAUAAUAAUAAUAAUAAUAAUAAUAUCUCUUUCACUACAACUGGUCAAAAAGAAUAUUGGAAUUUAAAAUGUUUACCACAUACUGAUGAUGUUCAUCAAACAAGUAAAAAACUUAGAGGAUUAAUUGAAGGUGCACUUUCAAGACAAUUAAUAUCAGAUGUACCAAUUACAUUUUUAUUAUCUGGUGGUUUAUCAUCUAGUGUAUUGGUUUCAUUGGCAUCAUCACUAUCGAAAUCAUCAUUUCCUGAACCAUGUCCAAUUAAUGAAACUAGUAUUUUGAAAACUUUUUCAUGUGAAUUUGAAAAUGAUGAUAAAGAUUAUAAAGAAGAAAUUGAAGGACCAAAAAAACCAUGGGUUGAAAAGGUUGUUAAAAAUGUUCAAAGUAAUCAUAUUUCCACACAAUGUAAUGUUGAUAAUUUAAUAAAUACAAUUUCAUUACCAAUGAAAGCAAGAGAUCUUCCAAGUUUUUCAAAAUGGGAAACACCAUUAAGACUAAUGCUAAACAAAGUAAAAGAUCAUGGUGUGGUUUUAAUCUCUGAUGAAGGUUCUGAUGAAAUAUUCUCUGGUUAUGAUUGGUUCAAAAAACAAUCUUCUUUAAAUAUGGAUAGAUUACCAUGGAUUGGCAAUAUCUAUAAUAAUAUCAAUCAUUUCUUAAAGGAUCAAAUAUUAGAACAAGUUGAUUUUAUGAAAUAUGGUGAGCAAGUCUAUCAAAAAGCCAUUAAAAACAUGCCAGUGCUACAAGGUGAGGAUGAAACUCAAGUAAAACAAAGAGUUGCCUCUUGGUUAUUUAUUAAAUACUUUUUAGUAUAUAUGCUUGAACGUGAAGAUAGAACAUCAAUGUCUCAAUCAUUAGAAGUUCGUGUACCUUAUUGUGAUUAUAAUUUGGUUGAAUAUUGUUGGAACAUACCAUACAAUAUGAAAUCAAUUGAUGAUAUUGAAAAAGGUAUUUUACGUCGUUCAAUGGCUCAACAAUUACCAAAAGAUAUUUUAUAUCAUACAAAGGAUAAUUUCCCAUUAUCAGUUAAAGAUACAAAUUUCUUUAUUUCAGUUUGUAGUCUAUUGGAAAUUGAAUUAAAUAAUCCAUCCUCACCAAUUUUAAAUUUUAUUAAAAAGGAAUCAAUUAUGGAAAUUAUUAAAAAUAAAUAUGAUGAAAAAUAUCAAACCUAUCAAAAUCAAAGUGUUAUUGAACAUUUACUUCAAGUAAAUACAUGGAUCAUUGAUUAUAAUGUUAAAUUUGUUUAA